Solanum dulcamara is the source of this 664-nucleotide messenger RNA. Its product is annotated as glutaredoxin-C9-like. The transcript has a single exon. NCBI's taxonomy places the organism in Eukaryota, Viridiplantae, Streptophyta, Magnoliopsida, Solanales, Solanaceae. Bases 81 to 548 code for a protein of 155 amino acids. The record is from RefSeq and is a predicted model, not a curated record.
CCUAUGUACAAUAUCUAAUUAACAUACUCAAAUCAAAGAAAAAUCAUCUAGCUAAAUUUGUUCUCUCUUUUUAAUUAUUCAUGAUGCAACAAGCACUUCCUUACAAAUCAUCAUGUUUACCAAUAACACAACGAGUUCAUACAAAUGAUCGUAGCCAAAUAGACAAUCGUGUAAGUACCAGUAAUUCAUCAUUGUACGUUAAAGGUUCGAAAGAGGAGUUGAAUAACGUCGUUAAAGAGAAUGCGGUUAUAGUUGUGGGACGACGAGGUUGUUGUAUGAGCCACGUCGUCAAACGUUUACUUCAUUGUCUCGGAGCCAAUCCUGCUAUUUAUGAAAUCGAAGAAGAGGAUGAAAAUGAGGUUGUUGAUGAGCUGGAGAAAAUUAUUGUCGCCGCCGGGGGUGAUGGUCGGAAAGACGACGGAAAGUUGCAGUUUCCGGCGGUGUUCGUCGGAGGAGAGUUGUUUGGUGGUUUGGAUCGGAUUAUGGCGGCUCAUAUAACCGGCGAGUUGACUCCUGUAUUGAAAAAGGCUGGAGCCUUGUGGCUUUGAGUUUUUUCUCUUUUCUUUUUUUCUUUCUGUUCCAAUUUAUAUGAAAUAAUUUGUAUUUUGGGACAGAGGGAGUAGUAGUUUUCGACUAAUAGUUGAAGUAAAAUUCUUUUCCUUUC